Budorcas taxicolor (takin) is the source of this 2736-nucleotide messenger RNA. RefSeq names its product family with sequence similarity 107 member B (gene FAM107B). The record is from RefSeq and is a predicted model, not a curated record. The transcript is spliced from 5 exons. Lineage: Eukaryota; Metazoa; Chordata; Mammalia; Artiodactyla; Bovidae. The coding region runs from base 175 to 1098 and encodes 307 amino acids.
UGGCUGCUGAGCGAUUCUCGGGCGGGUGGCCUGGCCAUUUCCUAACCUUCUAUUAAGGCGCAGCCGCUAAAAGUCUUCAGGCAAGGAAACCGUUGCUAUACGGAAACGAGGUGAUCAGAAUCCCUACACAAUUUCCUUUCCCCCUGUGAACUCUGCAAUGUUUCGCUGCAGAUCAUGUCCACGUGGAAGGCAAGGCUGGCUGAAAGACUGAAGUCUCCGUCUGCAAGGAUGCAUCCGUUCCCAUGCUCGGCUCUGCUUGCUUGUUUUGGGAACACAAGGGAGACUGCUCCCUUAGAUCAGGCCAGCGCAGCUGAUACCUGUUCCACCAUCCAUGUUCAGCCCAAGGCCAAAGCGGGCCGACACCCAAGUCACCCGCGAGGUGAAGAAGGCACCUCAGAGAAAGGGCGAGAUUCAGGUGCCCAUUCAGAGACAAAUGGCAGCACAAACCGGAAUUCAAGCAACCACUCUGCCGUCCAGCCCGCUGACACCCCUGAGGAUCUGCCUGGGUCUCCGGAUGGAGGAUCAGUUCAUGAAGCAGUUACUUUUCAGCCUUCUAUUCCCAGACCAUCAAUUAUUGAAAUGCCAGAAGAAGAGGAAUCCCCAAGAGAACCACAGUGCCUCGGAGUGGAACCGAAGAUGGCAGCAGACAGCCCACUGGAGGAUCCUGACCCCAAGGACACGUAUCUCAUCCCAAGAAACAUCAUGGCCGAGCCAGACUAUAUAGACGAUGACAAUCCUGAACUCAUUAGGCCUCAGAAACUAGUCAAUCCUGUUAAGACGUCCCGGAACCAUCAAGACCUUCACAGAGAACUUCUUAUGAAUCAGAAAAGGGGUCUAGCCCCUCAGAAUAAACCAGAACUGCAGAAAGUGAUGGAAAAGAGAAAACGAGAUCAAGUAAUAAAGCAGAAGGAAGAAGAAGCACAAAAGAAGAAAUCUGACCUGGAAAUAGAACUAUUAAAACGGCAGCAGAAGUUGGAGCAGCUUGAACUUGAGAAACAGAAAUUGCAAGAAGAGCAAGAAAAUGCCCCAGAGUUUGUGAAGGUUAAAGGCAAUCUCAGAAGAACAGGCCAGGAAGUGGCGCAAGCCCAGGAGUCGUAGGUCCAGGCUGCAGAGACCACGCACCCAGCCCAGCACACAGAAGGCCUGUGCCGGGGCCUCCCCAGCGCUUAAGCUCAGGGCCAAAGCCCCUGGAGCGAAUCCCAGCCAGCAGGGAUCUGUUACUUUCAAAAGGGUUUGAUUUUGGUUUUUCUCUCAUCCGGGUGGGUGAGUCACCUGUGACUGUUGCAGUUCCUAUUCGCCAAACAAAGGAUGUUGACCAGCACUUAAGGUGGGAUAGUGGACCUGUGUUCAAAGACUUUUAAAAGACAACAACAAGAAACGAAGAGGACACUGGAAUAAAUUCUUGAGAGUUGCACUACUUGGUUUUUCUUCCAGGCCAAGUUUAGUGGGGCACAGAGCCUUUUCUCUUUCAAAACCUAAAGAAAACACCUUUCAUUCUUCCUUUCUUAUCUAUCCAAUAAUUUAGACUGCACACAAACUCGUUGAAUCUGUUACAUCCACCAUUUGUAAAUUCCGUUUUCUUGUCUCAUUUACACUUUCACCCACUUUAGGCUUCACACUGGAGAAUGUUAAUAUUCAUGUUGAGCACAGCUUUUACCUUUGUUGACAUUUAGAUUCAGAAAUAGGAUGAGGAGGUGUAAAAAUACAGAAACAAAAAUUUAGAAACAAAACUCUGUAAAUGUCCAUCUUGAUCUUAUUUUCAUUCCUGCUGGUUUUCUGAGGCGUCACAGUGACCUUCUACUUCAGGGAAGGUAUGUCCUACAAAUCUGUGUAUUGCUUUGAUAACUGUUAGGGCUUUUGUUUCAUUUUUGUUUUUAAUUUCUUGCUCAUUUAGUCCUUUUAUGUGAAAUAAUCUCCCAGCCCUUUGAGGAAUAAAAACUAGUCCAAAUCACCCAACUUCAGUGUCAAAGGAGUGGGUUCAAGCCUUUUGCUUUCUUCUGAGAACAGCAUGGGGAAAGCUCCCACCGGAAGCUUGGGAAGGAAGAGUUCUUUGGGCUUUUUGAUAUGAAACGAAUAUGAACUGGUCUCUGGAAGAAUUAUAGCAUUUAUGCAUUUUGAAUAUUAUUUGAAUGCAAGCUUUGAAAUUCUCUAAUGAUCACCAGCUCUUUGCCCUUUUUCCUUGUGAAGGAAGACUGUCUCAUCCCUACCUUUGUGAUGGUGGUACUGUUGGUAAGGAUGAUGUUGUGACCACUGUUGAUCUCUCCGGAACAGCUGAGGGAAUGGGGCACACUCAGUCUGUGCUCUCCAACUGGCAUACUAUCCUCCACAUGAACCCUGAGUUACCAACUUUACAGCAGAUUCUUAAUGCAGAAUGCAUUCUCUGUCACCAGUAUGGGCAGGGGAAACAUUUCUAUUUGGGGUGGUUUAGAAGAAUCUGUAUGGAUCCAGUAUGUUCUCUGUAGAAAUGAUUCAUCCAGUAAUUUCGGCGUUGAAGGCUCUUCUUAUAAUUCAAGAAUCAAAGAAAGCUGGAUCCUAAGCUUUUGUAUCCUUAAUCAGCCUAGUAGAAAUUAGCUUUCUCUGGGAAUUCUGCAGUUUUCAUGGUGGGCCAUGAGGCUUCUGUUCGUCCCUAAUGUGAACAAGACAAAAGUAAAUGCAUAGAUAAUAUACUGCUAGUCAGAGAACACGUGGACUACACCUGAAACAGAUUAUUUCUUUCAUCAGCAAGUAUUAUAUGAA